AUUCCGUUUAUAGUUCGUGAUCGAGUAAUCGCAUCAAAACAAACGAUUCGUCUUUCGAAAGCCGCAAGUGUUUGGAAACAGUGAAAAAAAAUGACAAGUGAACUUAAUAAGUGGAACCCACCCGGAACUAUUGCUAUCAAGAAGACUAUUCGGAAGCAGCUUGAAACCUGCAACGGAGAUUUUGAGGCUGUUGCACACUACGGAAGGAUCAUACCAGGCGGUCGGAUUGCUUACGGAACGACGAUCGAAUUACAGGGGCGAGUGUAGCAGGAUCCAUCUAGACGUGAACGCGGACGGCUUUGUGAAGCUGCUGGACAUAGCUCUGGAUAACCAAAGUGAUCACGGGUAGGGCAACAAGAUGCGGCACCUUGUCGUGACGGCCGCCAAUUCGCAUUCUUACGACUUUAGCACUCCUCAUGGUUUGGCCUCCCAGGUCAACCCCAACCUCAACCCGAUGGACUAGUUCGUUGUAGGGCAUAGUUGAAAGGGAUACCAACCGAACGUUCUGCAACACAAUGAAAGAUUAGCGCCAGAAAUUAGGCCCGUUUUUUGCGGCCCUACCCAGGAGUAUGGUUGGUAGUCCGGGCUUGCUUCAGGUUCCGGAACUGGAUACAGGCGGUCAUCGAUGCCGAUGCACCCAUGCAUCGAAUAUGACCGCGGUUGACAUAUUCCCAGUUCUCAUCGAUGGAAGUCACUUCUCGGAUAUUAUCGACGUACGGACCUGCAGAGGAGCAAAUGUCGACUCAGACCAUUUCCUGGUUAUGGUAAAGCUACACCAAAAAAUCUGCGUAGCCAAUACGCAGCGCAAUCAGCCUACCCCAAGGCUCAGUACGGAUCUGAAGAGGGGCUUCGUGAUCGCGCUUGGGGAAGCGUUGCCGGAGGACACCACUACCGAGGCGAUGUCCCUUAAUGACCACUGGCGUAUGGUGGAACAAGCCAUCAGCGCCACGGCCGAGUGAACGACUGAGAAAGUAGCAGACCCGGCUCUUUCAGGACAAGAAACGCAGUUUCGAGGCGUCGGAUGAAGUAGUUAUCUCAGUCGGGGGAAUCUCGCAAGUUCUACAGGAUGCUGAAUGCGGCACGCAGCAGUUUUACACUCCUAUGGUCGCCAUAUGCUGCAACGCGGAUGGAGAUAUCCUGUCGGACGACCGAGAGGUGAUCAGCAAGUGGAAGUUGAUCGGAAGAACUACCAAACGAGUGGAAGCUGAGUGUCAUUCUCCCAGUGUACAAAAAGGGCGACAGAAUGGACUGUGCUAUCUUACUGUCUACAAGUUCCUGUCUCGCAUACUCUUCUGCAGUCUUGCACCCCUUGUUACAGAUUUCGUCGAAAGCUUCUAGCUGGAAGCUGGCUUCACCCGGUCUCUCCUAUUCCUUGGCUUCGCGGAUGACAUUCGCAUCAUCGGACGAACAUCUGCGCCGGUGUGCGAGGCGUACACCCGGCUGAAACGCGAGGCCGAUAGGAUUCGAUUGAGGAACAAUGCGACGAAGCCAAAGUACCUGCCUGCUGGAGGCUCUGACCGUGAUAGAGUACGACUCGGAAGCAGAGUAUUCGUUGACGGCGACGAUCGUGAGGUAGUAGAGGAGUUUUCCACAGACUCCUGAGAUCCUGGAAACUCCUGCAACGCACACUGAUACGGCUGGUAGUCCUUUACGGGCACGAGUUCUGGCGGAGGACUCCAAUGCACUCGACAUCUUCUUUGGCGGUGUGUGGAAAAGGAGGAUGAACCACGAGCUAGCAGAGUUGCCAUAGCCGGAAGGAUACGCUGGUUGGGGGCACGUGAUGAGGAUGACGGACGAGGCGUAGAGGAGCACAGCGAGCUCGUUGGCGGGAGGAGUGCAGCUAUGGACCGAGUCUCCUGAAAACGGAUUGGACACCAGGCCUUGUCUCUUAGACGUGUUCCAUAGGAGCAGGCCAAGAAAGAAGAAGCAGACCGAGAGGACCCUUAGCACGGACAAAUACCUGCGACACCCUCAGGCCCUUACAACCUUAAUGCGAGGCACCUAAAUCAAGGCGAGGCAAGAUCCCUCUCAGGAGUUCGCCCACUGUUGUAGGAAUGUAGUAGGAAUAACUGGGUGCUUUCACCACUGGAGAAGUCUCGUCAUCGACGGGGCCUCUGGCAGUAGUCUACUCCGUCAAUCCUCCACUGAUCCCUGGAUCUUCUUCAGCAGAAGAUGAGAGGAGAUUUCUCUUCUUACGGAACAAAAUGAUAUGCACUGUGACCAACCGCUUCGCAGAGUCCAUACAUGUAAAAAAAAAAUCAAAAUGGGGCCGAUUUUAACCAGUGAUCAAAUCUCAUCCAGACUUUUCGACGACGACAGUGCCGUAGCAGAAGUACGAAACGAAUCUGCGUACACCCUGGAAUUUCCCUAGCGUUGCCCUGUAACCGGGCCACAUUCACCAGCGAGCACCAGCUUCUUGUCUAGAUAACCCUGUUCUGUAGCGAUUGUGAGGGAACGCAGAAUUAAACUAUCCAUCAGGCAAAUCGAGACCAGUGCCGACGCUUCAGCUGGGUAAACAAACUCCGCACAUAUCCGCCCAGUCCGCCGAAUAUCUUCCCACCGAGCGUUAACCUUAAUUUCCGGCACACAACACGACAACAAUUCUGCCCCGCUCCGUGGGAUGCAAAUCACGGCGAGCAGGGCUACGUCAGCGGGGAGUAGGUGAGGAGACAACAAUCUGAUAGCGCGCGAGCCCUAUAAACACGGGGGGAGGGGAGCAGAUAUAUAUCUGGUGCACCAGAUGAUAACGAUCCCCUCAGCUGGUGAGAUUGGGAAGAAGCAAGGUGUGAGACGGGCGUCAUCUCGCCAUCGCUGUACCACGUGGAAGAUGCGCAGAUCAUUCGCCAGCCUGCGGGCACAAACAGCAACACACUGCUCGUGCGAUAGCGUCAGUACGGUGAUGUGCUUCGGUCCCGUAGUGCGUGAGCAACGAUGGCAGAGGAGGCAGAAGAAUUGCGUGCCCUGCGUGAGCAACCGGCACCACGUAUCGUCCCGUUCCAGGACGGUGAUAAAGAUGGCAGCUCGCCCGAUCCUAGCACGAAGUCUUCCUCCACCUGGAAGCAACAGCUGCUCGCCGGUUGCUCACCAACAAAGCGUCUGCCGAUCCUGUCCUGGAUACGAAGGUACGAGGUAGAGGACGCACUGUCCGAUCUGAUUGCCGGCGUUACGCUCGGGCUGACGAUGAUACCGCAGAGCAUCGCGUACGCGACGAUUGCUGGCCUCCCAUCACAGUACGGCCUGUACGCUGCGUUCAUGGGCUCGCUGGUGUACGUGUUCUGUGGUACGGUGCGAGAGGUGUCGAUCGGUCCUACGAGUCUGAUGUCACUGCUGACACUCCAGUACACGGCCGGUCGCCCGCUGCAGUACGUGAUCGUGCUCGCGUUCACCUCGGGACUGGUCGAGUUGGCGAUGGGCAUCUUUCGGCUAGGAUUUCUCGUCUGCCUCAUCUCCGUCCCGGUAACGUCCGCGUUCACCUCCGCUACAGCACUCAUCAUCAUCGGUGCCCAGCUCGGCAAUCUGCUCGGUCUUCCGCGUGCGUCCACCGACGGUGGUUUCUUCGCUACCGUUUGGAGCGUUUUGCACCGGUUGCCUGAUACCGCGCCCGGUGAUGCUACACUCGGCAUUGGCUGUAUGGUGAUCCUGAUCGCGCUGCAGUAUCUACCCCGGCUGGUACCUGCCGGCCGGAAUCGUCGACUCCAUCGCAUCCUGUGGUAUGUGUCACUGGCAAGGAAUGCUCUCGUGGUACUGCUGGCGACCCUACUCGCUCACCAUCUCUCCGACACGCCCGGCGGUGUUCCGUUCCGUCUAUCGGGACGUGUUGAGCCGGGAAUACCCACCUUCGAGUGGCCUGUGCAGGGAGUCACGGCCAACGGUACGACCACCACCUUCCUCGAAAUCACCGCCGAGCUGGGCAGUGGCCUUCUGCUGGUACCGCUCGUCGCUGUCCUUGCGAACGUUGCCAUCGCCAAAGCUUUCGCGGCGGAUGGUGGUGCCGUGGACGCAACGCAGGAGCUGAUUGCGCUCGGGCUGUGCAAUGUGAUCGGUGCGUGUUUCCGUGCCAUGCCCACCACCGGCGCCUUCACCCGUUCCGCCGUCAGCCAUGCCAGCGGCGUCCGGACGCCGCUCUCCGGGCUCUACUCCGCCCUGCUCACCCUGCUAGCGCUCGGCGUCCUCACGCCCUACUUCUACUACAUCCCCCGGGCAACGCUGGCCGCCGUACUGAUCGUCGCCGUCGCCUCCAUGCUCGAUCUAGCGCUCGUGCGUCGCCUGCCCCGGUCGCCCGCCUCCCUUGCCGACCUGCUCGCCUGGACGGUGUGCUUUGCGGUUUGCCUAGUUCGAGGCGUCGAGGUCGGUUUGCUGUGCGGGAUGGCGGUCAGCCUGCUCGAACCACUCCGGCACUGGGUGUGGCCGCGGGCCCAUUGCACCACGGACCCCUCCCACCGUCUCAUCCGACCGCACCUCGGUCUGCUGUACCCGGGCGUCGAUCGGUUGCGGGCGGUCGUGCUGGCCGAGGCACGCGCCCACCGUGCCCCGAUCGUGCUCGACUGUGCGCAGUUCGUUGCGCUCGAUUACAGUGCGGUCCGGGCGUUGCGCGAGCUAGCGGAUGAGGUAGAACGGCUCGGGGGCACACUGAGGUUAGCAAACGUUCGGGCAACGUGGCAGCAGGCGCUCCAGCUGCACGAAACCACCGACCACCCCGCCGGUACCUGGGUGUUUCGCCGGCCGGAGGGAAGUGCACCACCGGUGGUUGCACAACAAGCUGCCAUGAAGGACAUGGCACAAAAACCCGCUAGUUCGAUGAUGUCGCCAUCGCCGCCGUAAAGUAUGCAGCCUGCAUGGCGCAAUGCAAAUUAUCGCGUCGCCUGAAAGUAGGCAGCCCGCUGGACAAAAAUCGUAGUCUAGAUCUGCUAGUGUCAAUCAAAGAGAGAGAGCGAGAGAGAGAGAGAGAGAGAGAGAGAGAGAGAGAGAAAUAAACUCAUUUAGAAGACUUUUUUUCUCGUGGCUAUGGUGAUCUAGUUGGGUUAGGCUUAGCUAGAGACUUCGAGUCAGGGUCGAUUGCAGCAAACGAUGAGCGCAAUUCUCGUUGCCCCAAGAAUGCGGUUAUCAAACAGAAGAAGAAGAAGAAAAAACCAGAUCCCUCUCCACACCUUCCCACCACUGCUCCCACCUCACCCCAAGGUUAAGGAAAGCCUCCCCCUUCACCAUUGCAAUGUGUUGUGCAUGUGCAGCGAAAAAAAAAGGGGUAGGGAGAGACAUUAGAAAGAAGCGAAGAAAGCAUGGCCAGCAAAACGAGGGGCCUACAUCUACGCAACCGUUGAAUUACGAUGCGCGCGCUAGCUGGAAUGCAUAUGUGCAACCCUGCGCAUGGGGUGCAUGAUGGAAACGAUCGGACAGAUAUGGAGCCUCUCUCUCUCUCUCUCUUUCCCCAUCUUUCCCACUCUCACUCUCAGCACUAAUUCGAAUGCACUUUCGGCACAUCGAUUGGUGAAUGCAGUUGCAUUACGAGUGAGUCGCUUCGUCUUCUAUUUGGUACAAUUAAAAGCGAAACAAGUCUGCCGCUGCAAG
Messenger RNA from Anopheles stephensi (Asian malaria mosquito), 5565 nucleotides. Its product is annotated as sodium-independent sulfate anion transporter-like. NCBI's taxonomy places the organism in Eukaryota, Metazoa, Arthropoda, Insecta, Diptera, Culicidae. Gene Ontology annotation, molecular function: sulfate transmembrane transporter activity. The coding region runs from base 2932 to 4821 and encodes 629 amino acids. The record is from RefSeq and is a predicted model, not a curated record. Gene Ontology annotation, biological process: transmembrane transport. The transcript has 3 exons. Gene Ontology annotation, cellular component: membrane.